This is a messenger RNA of Aspergillus pseudotamarii, 671 nucleotides long. RefSeq lists its product as uncharacterized. Bases 216 to 587 code for a protein of 123 amino acids. The transcript has 3 exons. NCBI's taxonomy places the organism in Eukaryota, Fungi, Ascomycota, Eurotiomycetes, Eurotiales, Aspergillaceae. The record is from RefSeq and is a predicted model, not a curated record.
ACCCACGAUUCUCGCUUAGACACGUCCGCCAACCAACCCUGACUCCGUGCACCACUGUCUCGCAUCAAAAUAAAGGCCAAAUUUUGUCGCCUUCCCUUUGAGUCUGAUUCUGUAUUCGAACCUGCCACGCCUUCGUAUGCGCCGCGUGUUUGCCGAGCGAGCAUUUAGUGACCCCCAGUUAAACAAGCAGCCACAACUGCGAACUACACGGCAUAAUGAACCGUCAGAACAUUCACAACUCGGAGCAGAGUUCCAAUGGUCGAAGUUCCAAUAACGAAAGCUCGAACAACUCCAGCUCGAACAACCACAGCUCGAACAACCAAAGCAGUGAUAGUGCUCAAGCCUCUAGUUACGAGACUCCGAACACAGAUCCCCUACUCCUUACUAGAUAUGCCGAGGAUUCGGAUUACUACAGAAGUUUUCUCGAACAACUUCUGGACUUGGUUUGCAAUGAGGAUCAAGAGACGGUAGCCCGAUUAGUCACUAUCAUCCGUUCUGGUGCCUCCCAACGAGAGAUCCUUGCGGCGAUUUCUCAAAUGCAGAAUGGAAACAACCACUCCAGGGAAAAUGGUUUCACGGGAUCCUAAUAGUGAUGACAAACAUGGUGAAAGCUGAUACGUUGCAAUGACUCUACACCUUGCCUGUCUCUGCUAUCGUCAUCUUGUGAUGUC